Acytostelium subglobosum LB1 is the source of this 942-nucleotide messenger RNA. RefSeq lists its product as hypothetical. Gene Ontology annotation, biological process: G protein-coupled receptor signaling pathway; cell surface receptor signaling pathway. Gene Ontology annotation, cellular component: membrane. Lineage: Eukaryota; Evosea; Eumycetozoa; Acytosteliales; Acytosteliaceae. The transcript is spliced from 2 exons. Gene Ontology annotation, molecular function: G protein-coupled receptor activity. The record is from RefSeq and is a predicted model, not a curated record. Bases 1 to 942 code for a protein of 313 amino acids.
AUGUCAGGCGAAGAUACACUCAACACAGUGUUGACAUAUAUUGUCGACAUAUUCUUGAUCCUGUCGAUGGUUGGCUCAGGUUUGACGGUGAUCACAUUCAUGCUGUUCCCCAAGCUGAGGACAUACCCAAUCAGACUGAUCCUCUAUCUAUGCAUGUCGAUCUUCUUUGCGCAGCUGUUCUUCUAUGUAUCAUUCGAGGCGUGGGACACCAUCAUGUGUCUGCCGUCGGCCAUCAUUCUGCAUUACUUCUUCUUGGCCGACUUCAUUUGGACGUUCUGCGUGGCGUUCAACUUCUACCAGAUGAUUGUCAAGAGAAACAGAGACGCCGAGUCCUUUGAGAAGUACUACCAUCUGGCCUCAUGGGGCCUGCCUGCAAUCUUUGUUGUUGCCAUCGCUGCCACCAAGAACUACGUCAACAGAAAGAACUUCUGUUACAUGAACGCUCAACUACCAGUAUUCUUGGGAUUCUUUGUUCCAGGUCUGUUGGUCGUUUGUGCCAACGCUGUGAUCUUCUUCUUCAUUGCUAGAGAGAUUCAUGACACUUUGAAGAACGCACCACGCUCAGACAAGAAGGAGAAGUCAAAGGAGUUCAGAGGUACUUCUCGAUCUUUUCUCGAUCGGUCUGUCCUGGAUUUUGGAUUCAUCAUGACGUUCUUCCCAGGCGGCGUCGCCGAGAUGAUCUUCUUGGUGCUGUUCUCCAUCACCACGCCCCUGCAGGGCUUCCUGAUCUUCCUGUCGUACUGCAUCAACGACAAGGUGCUCAGCAACUACGCACGCGUCUUUGCCAAGUGUCUGCCAUUCUGCAGCCGCUGGGAGCACCUCGGCUCGUCCACCACUGUCUCUGGCACCACCGGCUCGAACAGCUCGACCAGCACCCACUCCUCGCGCUCGGAGAACCUGUCGUCGUCCACCAACUCAGUCUCGAUGACACCAAUCAAAUAA